Aspergillus uvarum CBS 121591 is the source of this 840-nucleotide messenger RNA. RefSeq lists its product as uncharacterized. Bases 241 to 783 code for a protein of 180 amino acids. Lineage: Eukaryota; Fungi; Ascomycota; Eurotiomycetes; Eurotiales; Aspergillaceae. The record is from RefSeq and is a predicted model, not a curated record. Gene Ontology annotation, molecular function: protein binding. The transcript has a single exon.
CUGGGAUCUAUAUCGAUACACAUCCAUCCUCGGAUGAUACUUUCAGCCUCAAUUGAAUAACUCAAAACAAUCUUGGAGGGCAGCCAAGCUAGGACCCCACCAGCUGUCAAACAGGAAGACAACAUCACGUGAUGGACAAGGCUGACUGGCCGAUACGAGCCUCCCUCUCUCUUAUUUCCCCUCCAGAUCCCCCGAACAUCCCCAACCUCACAGCCCAAAGCGUAUGAAAACAGCCAAAAAAUGAAUCUUCCCUCCCCCUCCCCAACCCAGCACACCCUCAACACCCCCGAACUCCUCGAGCUCAUCCUCACGCAACUCGACCCGCGCACGCUCCUGACCGCCGCCCAGUUAACCUGCCGCACCUGGCGCACCCUCAUCCAAACCUCCCUCCCGCUCCAAGAAGCCCUAUUCUUCCGCCCGGCCAAGCUAACCCCCGACAGCCCAAACAAAGACAGAACUGCAGUGAACCCUCUCCUAGCAUGGGCCUUCCCGCCGUUCACCCCGCAUUACACCCCGCCCGAGAACGGGUGGAUCUUCCCCUUCCACGCGCUGGACUUCAUCGCGCGCCCCGAAAAGCAGCCCGCCUAUAUGCGGCCAGAGGCCAGCUGGCGCCGCAUGCUGGUGCAGCAGCGGCCGCCUGUCCGGUCGGUGGGGCUGUUGACUUCGUGUAGUGGGAUGGCGGGGGAGGAGGUUUGUUUGGUUAGCUGGGUAUGUUCGACCUUUUCUUCCAUUCUAGCAUACCGUUGCAGUUUUCUUGUUCCAGUGAGAGAUGAAAAUUCAUGACUUGCUACUCUUGUCGGGGGAAGGAUUGCUGCGAUGUAAUUUUUUUUUGAGCUAGCU